ACGGCUUCUCUAUUGUGUAUGGCAGAUGAGCAAUCAAGGAAUGGGUGACGGCACUUUAAAGGGAUAUCAGGAGGUUGUCCUAGAAUACCUCAAGACGAAAUCUGUAGAUGAGAUCAAGCCGUUCUCACGACCACCGAUCAUUGUCAAAGAUGACAUUUCUCCUCUUGAGGGUUUUCAGAUCCUUGCAGAAAACAACAUUCGUGCCUGCCCUGUAUGGUCAGACAAGGAUCGUAAUUUCAUCGGAACUUUGGAUUUGAGGGAUGUUUGUAAACUCUUCGUUGAGGUGAAGAGGCAAAAGAAAGAGCAGAAGGCACAUCAGCACAAGCAUUUCUCAGCAAUCUCAGAGAAUGAAGAGGAGAAACCCGCAAUGCCUGUCGAUGAACUUGUCGCAGAACAAAACAUCAAACCAGAUUCGUAUGAAAUUCGCAAGAAAGGGACAAACCUUGUGCUCGAAACAAUCACAAAGCACCCAACAAUUAUCUCAGAUUCUACAACACUGAGAUACAUUGCGAAAAUGCGAGUUCUGAAGAGAUUUCCGCAUGAUACAAAUUUGUUAAGCAUUGCUGAUGCUUUGGCUGAGGGAAGUCAUCUUGUUGCAAUUGAUGGCGAAGGAGAAAAUUCAAAGAAUGGAAUCAAUAUGGUCAUCACACAAAAGAUGCUAUUUCAAGUGAUCAGCCCAGUUCUGGAAAAGAUCAAGUUGAGAGCUGACAGCAUAAUGAGAAGCCCAGUGAUUUCCGUUGAGGCAUCCACAAACGCGUUCGAUGCUUUCGUUAUCAUGGCCGACAAAGGAAUCAGUGCCUUGGCAGUCACAGACGAAGACGGCUCCUUAGUACACAACACAAGCUCGAGAGACAUCAAACAGUGGGUUGCGGGACCGGCUGAAGAGGGGGGAAAUGCCGUAGACAUAACCGACAUGACCAUCGAAGAUUUCGUGGUUCAGGUCAGACAAUCGAAACCAUCAGUCAAGACUUGCGCCACCGUCUGCUCUGUGCACAAGGAGUCGGAAGUAGGCCAUGCUGUCAAGCUUCUCUUGAGAACUGGAUACCAUCAUAUGUGGGUCGUUGAAACAACAGACGACGGCAAUAUUCCUGUGGGGUUGAUAUCUAUAACGGACAUUUUCCGGAAAUUUGCCCACACGCGCUGAAGAAACUGAGGCCCGGGCCGUAUAUGUGCGCUGUACAGUCAGUGAAGAGCUGAGUCGGAGCGAAUGCUGGCCUGAGUCCGGGAGCGAGCUGGGGGCUGUGUGCCGACACUUCAGUGAAGGACCAUCGGACAGCCUGGGAGCCGCAACGACAGGGAUAGGACAGCAUCGGUGGAGCCUAGUACCAACUUGCACUAAGAAAUUCUUUAAUGAUUAAAGCCGAGUUGAAAA
Molecule: messenger RNA, 1372 nt
Organism: Guillardia theta CCMP2712
Lineage: Eukaryota; Cryptophyceae; Pyrenomonadales; Geminigeraceae
Exons: 16
Coding region: 41-1144 (367 amino acids)
Source: RefSeq, a predicted model, not a curated record